Striga hermonthica is the source of this 1095-nucleotide messenger RNA. The record is from the annotation of a GenBank genome assembly. NCBI's taxonomy places the organism in Eukaryota, Viridiplantae, Streptophyta, Magnoliopsida, Lamiales, Orobanchaceae.
AUGGGUAGUGAGUGCGAUUUGAGGCUUCAAUCCGACUGGUACUCUCCGACUCGACUCCACGACAGCCCCGUUGAUUACGAUUUCCCGGGGGAUAGGUUUAUCCCGAAUAGGAGCCUGAUGGAUCUCGAUCAAGCUCAUGGCAUGUUGACGAACAGGACGAAGCAAGGGCCCCCAGAAAAGAAUUCCCAUACUGAAUUUCGCCGGAAACUGGAAAAUCUCACUCUCGACCCUGAAGGAAGGCAGUUCCAGAUGCUUGUUUUCAGGGGUAGCCCUAAAUCAAGCCGAAGGCCGGCCCACCUAAUAGACGAGAUGAGACGUAGUGUUGAGGAGAACCCUAUCCGUAAGCCCUUACGAGGGUUUCCUAAAAGUGAGUCCCGUAUCCUGGAUGCACCCAACUUGAGAAGUGAUUACUAUCUCGAAAAUAUUGAUUGGGGGAAAUCAAAUGUUUUAGCUGUUGCUCUAGGGACAGAAGUGUACUUGUCAAAUGUGGAUAGUCGUGGGAUAGAGUUGCUGUCGGAAGUGGAUGAGACCGACUAUCCUGCCAGCGUGUCAUGGUCCGAGGAAGCGAGUGUUGUCGCAGUAGGAUAUAAGUGCAACAGAGUGCAUCUCUAUGAUGCAGAGUCUCUCAAACUUGGGAGAUCCCUUGACUGUCACAAGGGAAGAGUGGGCUCUCUUUCAUGGAACGGUUACCUAUUAACGACAGGAAGCAAGGAUAGGGCCAUCGUCAGUCAUGAUGUGAGAGCCCGUAAUAGUGUGGUGUGUUAUGUUAAGGCGCACAAGGCAGAGGUUUGUGGCUUGAAAUGGUCGAACACAGGCAAGAUAUUAGCGAGUGGUGGAAAUGACAAUGUGGUUUACUUAUGGGAUGUGCGCAAAAUGGGCCCAAGACAACAAUUGUAUAGAUUUAACGAUCACCAUGCAGCUGUAAAGGCCCUUGCUUGGUGUCCUUACGAUGAUAAAAUGCUCGCCUCGGGAGGUGGCACUUCUGAUGGUUCUAUUAAGAUGUGGAACACACAAAAGGGGACCUGCAUCAGUAGCACUAACACUAAAGCACAGGCAAGUUUUGGUGAUUAUGCAAAUUGUGGAAGUGCUUUUUAG